AGGUACAUGACUAAUCAAACGACAUUGGUUACUUGCAGGCAGCUUAAUGUACAAAGAACGCGGAAGGGGCUGCAAUCUCUGGGGUUGCUCAGCAGGUGCAGCUCCCCUUGGGGCAAUGGCAGCCAUCCUUGCAAUGACAAUGGUCCGCGUCACAGUGACGGUCGACUGGGAAUUCCAUGAUGUUCGACAUGACCAAGACUU
Cantharellus anzutake is the source of this 201-nucleotide messenger RNA. RefSeq lists its product as uncharacterized. The record is from RefSeq and is a predicted model, not a curated record. Bases 7 to 180 code for a protein of 57 amino acids. NCBI's taxonomy places the organism in Eukaryota, Fungi, Basidiomycota, Agaricomycetes, Cantharellales, Hydnaceae. The transcript is spliced from 3 exons.